AUGGGCAGGUUGUGUCGGAAUGCGGCGUGCACCAAAAGUCAUAGCUGGAGGCAGGCGAGGCGAGCUGGCGCCGCUCUUGCCAUUGCCGGUCUGGUGAACGUACCGAAUAUACGAGCAACAAAGUCACCACAGCCGUCUGUACGUCGAGGUGUGUGGAGACAAACACUCAACUCAUUACUCGCAUCAAAUGUUUGCUCACACUAA
This is a messenger RNA of Danaus chrysippus (African queen), 204 nucleotides long. The record is from the annotation of a GenBank genome assembly. Lineage: Eukaryota; Metazoa; Arthropoda; Insecta; Lepidoptera; Nymphalidae.